AGCUCGGCUACAAAUGACCAGAAGGGCACUUCUUUGAAUUUCCUAGUAGAGUUUUUGUGAGGUUAGAUUUACGUUAGCUUGUCUAGUUAGAGCUAUAUGGGUUUAUAAAUGUUCGUUUAGAUUGGUUAUACACAUCACUUCAUUUUAUAAUGUACUGUUUGGUGUGUAAAAUGAAUCCAAAUGUGUGGAACAUAAAGGAAAUCCUAAGCCUCCCAACUGGAACUUGUGGAACUAAGAGUCUAAGUAGGAAUGGGGCUACCAGUGACUACUCCAGUAUAUCAGACUCACAGUUUCUGUUCGGAUCUCAAUUCUGGCCUGAAAACUCACAGGGCACGUCUCAGGAGAUACCGUUUUCAUCUAGAGCCUCCCAACAAAGUUCACAGGAGGCAAGUGAUCCAAAAAUCUCAAUCAACUAUCAAACAAAACCAUUCCUACUUGAGAGAGACUGCAAGGACAAAAUCAGAGUACCAAAUUUCCCUACUGGAAAGGUUUUUAGCAUUCUGGAUCGAUUCGAAGAGGACAAGAAAAAGGCAAAAGGAAAAAGGGAAAGUGAUAUCCUUGCCACAGAAUGUCUUCAGUUUCGGGAAGACCUUGAAAAUAUGAAGUGCUCACUUGCUGGCAUUGAAGAAAAUACAACCAUGGGCAAAACAGUCUUAUUGGAAGAAUUAAAAAAUGUGACAAAGACAUUGCAACAAAAUAUUUACAGUCUGCAGGAUGGCAUUGCAUCGAUUGAGGAAAAGGUAUCCAAGACUGGAGUGGCCACCACAGAACUGCAUUCCAAUGUGGAUAACUUGCAGAAAAACCUGGAGGCCUUGAGACAAGAGCAAGGCAGAGACCAAAACAUGCUUGAAGAGGCCCUAUCCCUACUAGGCACCUUGGUUUCCAAGCAUUCAAAGCCGACCCCUGUCAUAGUGACCAACAGUAUGGUCCAGACAUCGCCAAGUCUGGUUGAGAGGCCAUUUGAGCUUGAGCAGAGUAGACAGCCUGACUACAGCAAGCAUGACCUCACCCAGCCUAACAACAGUCAGCCUGCAGUUCCCUCCAAAGGCCCUUGGGGCAGGAGCAUCACAGCUGGCCACAGAUUCACUCAAAGAGGCCGCAGGAAGCAGCCUCUCAGGAACAGAAGGCCAGCACUGCUACCACCACAGACCAGGAGCAGGGGCAGAGGAUGGGAUGAAAACAGCCAACAACCAACAGAAAUAAUUAAAGAUGAAUUUGAUAAAUCACCUGUCAAAGAGCAGGAUGUCAGUCUCAAGCCAGAACCUUUGAAACAACACAAUAGGGAGACCAAAACUAACAAAGGCAAGGAAGGCUUCCUCAAUCCUUUCACCUGGUCCCAGGAUAGUAACAGCUCUCUGUGCAUCAAAGGGAGUGAGAAUCUUGCAUGGGAACAGUUGCCAGCUGAUCCCACAACUGAGGUCACAGGGAGAGCCAGGGGCUUCUGGCAGCUGUUUGACAUAAGUUGUGAUUCUGACUAAUGUAGUGAGUGAUGGUCAUGCCCAAUCCAUUAACCCUUGGGGGUUGUUUAACUUAACAAAAUAAAUGGCAAAAUUGUUUUAACUUGCUGUAAUAAACCACUGUUCAUUAAAUUCUCACUUCAGUUUUAUUGAGUGUGAAUGAAUUAAUAUGUGACUUUGUUAGUCUAUAUAUUAUUUAAAUGUUAUAUAGUGUUUUUAAGUGUUAUACAAUUAUUUGUAUGCAGCAAAUGGUUUGGGCGAUGACAGAAAUGUAUAGUUUUUUUUAUUUUUUAUUUAACCACUUUUUUACUUUUAAUUUGUUGAAAAAGUAGUUUGUCUCAAAAGCACAUGAUCCCACUCUUCACCAUAAAACAACUUGCUGCAUGUUAGGAUGGGUAGCUUUAAAUAGCAGUCAGGGAGGAGAUUCUUACUUCAUACUAGAAACAAUCCAGCACAUGCCAAAGCCCACUCACAUGUCAGCAUCGGCACCUGUUUAUGUUAUUCAUACAGUAUGUGUGUGUAUGUAUUAACUUUAUUGCAUUAAUUCGGUCUGAGGAGAAGUAUGUGUAGCUUUAUUGGAAAGAGAAAUAUUAUAACAAGUAUCUUUAAAAGUAUACUUGUGUUCUUGCACAUUCUUUCAAAUAAAAUGUGCCCUUUACUGGGACCCA
This is a messenger RNA of Osmerus eperlanus (European smelt), 2125 nucleotides long. RefSeq names its product interactor of HORMAD1 protein 1. NCBI's taxonomy places the organism in Eukaryota, Metazoa, Chordata, Actinopteri, Osmeriformes, Osmeridae. Gene Ontology annotation, biological process: DNA recombination; meiotic DNA double-strand break formation; homologous chromosome pairing at meiosis. The transcript has 8 exons. Gene Ontology annotation, cellular component: condensed nuclear chromosome. The record is from RefSeq and is a predicted model, not a curated record. The coding region runs from base 150 to 1478 and encodes 442 amino acids.